AAUCAUUACCGUUAGCGCGGCGCUGCGCUGCGCUGCUCCAGUGAACGUUCGGUUCCGCUGGGAAGCACUGAACGUCGCUGAGCUGCGCAACACCGCGCGCAGAGCGGUCUUUCCUCCCCACUUACUGUGAGCGGGUGACAGUGUCGACGAGCACUGACCUGUCCGGCAUGUGAGACCUGGAGGAGAGGAGCGGUCAUAGCGCGUGGAGUCAAUGCACCCCCCAGCCCCGAGCCCCCAUUCCACCCCCAACUCCACUGCUUCCGCGCGACGCGUAGUCUACGUAGACGCGGCCACACCUGCAGCGCGCGCUCCGCGCUCACCUGCGGCGGUUCCACCGGCGAGAACCAGGCUCCACGCUUUAGCCCAGGAAUGUAAGAGAAGAGCGAGCGCUACAAGCCAAGGACGUACAUCGAUUUCAUAUUAGCUCAGCCGCGGCGUGCGACGAGAAGCCAGGACACUGAAGUGAGACGGGGGCGAGUGGGAGGACUUGUCUUGGUUGGUGAGGAGGGACGGACUCUCUCUGCCUGCCUGGUCUCACCUCACCUGCUGAACAGGUCAGAGCGGGAGCGGGAGCAGGAGAACGACCUCCGCAGCACGCGACCAGCCUGCGAGUGUGUAUCUAUCUAUCUGUGUGUGUUUUACACGUUUGUUUGUACUCACGUAUCGACUGAAGUCCUGCUUGACUCCGACAUCAAUUUCGCUUGUUGAGAAAUUCCGGGGUUUGUUGCCGACGACGUUCUUGAGAAGUUGGAGCCGCCGGUAAGUUCACUUCGCGUUUGCGCCGUUCCGUUCGGCGUAGAAACGCGCCGCGGAAGAGAAGUAAGAGGAGGAAGGCUGGGGAGUGCACACGAGCAAAGUCCAGUACAAUAGGAGCAGACGCACGUACAAGGAAAAGUGUGACAUUAUGUGACAAGUGGGGUGGAGUCACGGCAUUGAUAAGACAGGUCAUUUCAUUUGGCCAUCGAAGACUAAUGCGACGCUGGAGAGGGGGGUGACAGUGAGGAGGACGAGAGGAGCUGCGAAGCGACGUUUUGCAAACGAGCUCGAAGACGAAGGACGCUGCAGGAUAGCUAGUUGCUGGACAUGAGAAGCUGGCUAUCCAGUUUGUCAUCCCCAGUUGUGUGAGUGCAUCCAGGUGAACUGAGCCAGCGUUAAGGGGCCAGCUCUACAACAUGUCUGAGAUGGAGGACUUCCCCCCUCCGCCCAGAGGCCAGGCUGACCCGGCACGGAUCCAGAGGGAUGUGCUGGAGGAGCAGGUGGAGCUAUGGUGGUUCCGGGAGCCUCGCAAAUCACUCCUGUGCUACUGCGCCUCAGUGGGACUGGUACUGGGCUGUGGCCUAGGUGGGGUGCUCCUGCUCUCCACAACCACCAGCCAGUCCAGCGAGUGGCGGCUGGGCGCAGGGACGGCCCUCUGCCUGCUGGCACUGGCUGUGCUACUCAAGCAGCUGCUGAGCUCCGCCGUGCAGGAUAUGAACUGCGUGCGGAGCCGGCAGCGUGUCGAGGUGCUGAAGAGCGGCGGCCUAUCGGAUGUUCUGGUCCUCAUGCUUGCCGGACUGUCCCUGCUGGCGUGUGGCGCCGUGCUGCUGGACCUGGCAUUGGCCAGUGGGCUGCCCCGACCUGGACUUGCGCUCAACGACAUGUUUAUCUCUGGCGUGGCACUGCUGGCAGCUGGCGGGACCACUGUGCUAGCUGUUUUAGUGUUCUCCCUUGUGGUCUUUCUACGGGACAGAACUGGCCCUGGACAAAGGCUGAGAAACCAGGUAGUGAGGGUCUUCACGGUCUCCAGCCAUAUGAAUCAGAACCGCAGAGAGACUACCUCCAGCAUGGCUAACCUCAUCUAAGGAAAGGACUGAAGGUGGAGCCUGCUAUUCUCAGAAUUUGUCUGAAGGAACUAAUGUGAAAAUCUAACAUAUCAUCAACAUCAUGUGGCUGGACAAAGAACCACACAAAGCUUGCCAGAAGAAUCAACCUCCACAUUCAGUGUGUGCACCCUUGGACGUGCUCCCUCACGAAAUGACUUCUUCCAUAAGAUCCGUAAUCCUGCCGAUUCACGAGGAGGCUCUUCCAGUCGCCUAAACUGACAGUGCUGGGGUACUGCAGUCUCGCACCGGCCGCUGUUGGCCCAAUGUGUGCAUUUAAGUGUUCAUCACCUGCUGACACUGGCAACUUUGUCACUUAGUUGUCACUGGAGAGCAGCCCACUUACGUUCCAGACCUGAUAAGGACCAGAGAUCGGGGAGAGUCCGUCUGUCUGAAUCCAUCUUAUUGGACCGGCUACCUUCUCCUAAGUGCGAGAUUUGGGCUUGCCGAUUAUGAAACAACCGGAUCUACACCAAAGAGAAGAAUCUCAUUGAUGAAGAGCUUAGAAGGGUAGUGCGGAGCAAAGAUAGCACUGGG
Messenger RNA from Scleropages formosus (Asian bonytongue), 2396 nucleotides. It is a transcript of the gene tmem125a, whose product is annotated as transmembrane protein 125a. The transcript has 4 exons. The record is from RefSeq and is a predicted model, not a curated record. NCBI's taxonomy places the organism in Eukaryota, Metazoa, Chordata, Actinopteri, Osteoglossiformes, Osteoglossidae. The coding region runs from base 1173 to 1841 and encodes 222 amino acids.